CCAAAUGUUGUGGCGGCCUACAAUAGACUCAGAGGAUCCAAGAGCAAAGCCAGCAACCAGAUAUGCCAGGGCUUCAGGAUACUCCUCUGGGGGUGUUACGGCAGGGCAGGAGAUGUGUGCAAUGUGGGGAACUGGUGAAUGAGUCCCAAGAACACAGUUCUCUGAGAAGAUGUCAGUGUUACGACCGUCUUACCGAGUCUGUUGUUCAUGUGGGCGAGAAGGGAGAUGAGAGAUUUACUAAACCCCACUGGACGGCUGGACGUAUGGGAGAUAUUGAUUUUACCGGUACCAGUCGGACAAGAGGCAAGUUUAUCAGGGUGACCAGCUCCACAGAUCCAGCUGAGAUCUAUGAGAUUUUGACGAAGCAGUGGGGUCUUGCUCCUCCUCAUCUGGUGGUGGCACUAGUGGGAGGUGAUGAGGUGGCUCAGAUGAAGCCCUGGCUGAGGGACACAGUUAGGAAAGGCCUUGUGAGGGCCGCCCAAAGCACAGGUGCGUGGAUCCUCACCAGUGGUUUGCGCUUUGGCAUCACUAAGCACCUGGGUCAAGCCGUAAGGGACCACUCGCUCGCUAGUACUUCCUCCAAAGUGCGUGUGGUGGCCAUUGGGAUUGCACCCUGGCACAUGAUUCAGAGCAAGGAACUGCUGCUUUCUGCAAAGCCUGAUCAUCCAGCAGCAUACCCAACUGAGGAUCUCCCCCAUGGUGCAAUGUAUUCCCUGGAUUGCAAUCAUUCUCAUUUCGUCCUUGUGGAUGAGGAGCCUCAAAGACCCGGGGCCACUGCAGAGAUGAGAGUCAAGAUGCUCAAGCACAUCUCUGAGCAGCGUACAGGGUAUGGAGGUACAGGCAGUAUAGAAAUCCCUGUUUUGUGUCUUCUGGUUCAUGGAGAGCCAAGGAUAUUACAGAGAAUGUACAAGAACAUUCAGAAUUCUAUACCGUGGCUGAUUUUGGCUGGUUCAGGAGGAGUUGCAGAUAUUUUAGUGACCCUGAUGACCAGAGGAUGCUGGGAUGCCGAUAUGGUCCAAGAGCUUAUGAUUAAUACUUUUACCAAUUGCCUACACAGCACUGAAAUCACUUCCUGGGUCAAAUUGAUCCAGAGAAUAUUGGACCAUGGUCACUUGUUGACAGUGCAUGACCCAGAACAGGACUCAGAACUGGACACAGUAAUUCUCAAAGCUCUGGUUAAGGCAUGUAAGAGUCAAAGUCAGGAAGCACAGGACUUUUUGGAUGAGCUGAAACUAGCUGUGGCCUGGAAUAGGGUGGACAUCGCUAAUAGUGAGAUCUUCAGUGGAGAUGUGUUAUGGAGUCCACAGGAUCUCGAGGAGGUGAUGAUGGAGGCAUUGAUUAAUGACAAGCCUGACUUUGUGCGUCUGUUUGUGGAUAACGGAGUGAACAUGAAUGAGUUCCUAACUUAUGGCCGUCUUCAGGAACUCUACUCCUCUGUGUCUGAGAAAAGCCUCCUUCACACAUUGCUCCUGAAAAAACUUCAGGAAAAACAGGCUAAUUUGGCCAGCACACGGGCAUCUGGAUACCCAAAUACUGAUGCAGGGCCCCGUUUCACCUUCCAUGAAGUAUCCAAAGUCCUAAAAGACUUUCUACAUGACAUCUGUAAGGGUUUCUACCAAAAACUUCCAGCGGAGAGGGUGGGGAAAGGCCGGCUUUUCCACAGCCAGAAAGACCUCCCAGACAUGGACAGACGUUGUGAGUACCCUUGGAGAGACCUCUUCCUCUGGGCUAUCCUACAGAAUAGGCAGGAAAUGGCAAACUACUUCUGGGCGAUGGGCCCGGAGGCAGUGGCUGCUGCUCUGGUGGGCUGUAAGAUUAUGAAGGAGAUGGCUCAUCUGGCUACUGAAGCAGAGUCUGCUCGCAGUAUGAAGAAUGCCAAGUAUGAGCAAUUUGCUAUCGAUCUCUUCAGUGAGUGUUAUUCAAACAGUGAAGACAGAGCCUACUCCCUUCUUGUGAGGAAAACAUGCUGUUGGAGCAAAGCAACUGUCCUGAAUCUCGCCACUGAGGCAGAUGCCAAAUGUUUUGUUGCUCACGAUGGGGUCCAGGCCCUGUUGACUAAAGUCUGGUGGGGAGCCAUGAGGACCGACACUUCUAUCUCUAGACUCAUGCUCACAUUCUUCAUCCCUUUCCUCAUGUGGACCCGUCUCAUCAAGUUCAAUGAGGAUGAACAAGAGAGCAAAGGUGAAGGGGAGCCAUUUGCUGAGCUAGACAGUUUGGAAACAGAGCAAGCGCUGCUGCUCACAAAUGAGGAUCCAGUCGCUGCUGAAGGUGGGAGUGAUCCUCCAGCGCAGAGCUGCAGUGCUACCUUUAUUCGCGUUGUACUGCGGCGGUGGAACCGUUUCUGGAGCGCUCCAGUCACUGUGUUCUUUGGAAAUGUCAUCAUGUACUUUGCAUUCCUCAUUCUAUUCACUUACGUUCUCCUCCUGGACUUCCGGCCCCCACCACCACAUGGCCCAUCUGCUGCUGAGAUCAUCCUCUACUUCUGGGUCUUUACCCUGGUGUUGGAGGAACUUAGACAAAGCUUCUUUACGGAUGAGGACAUGAGUAUUCUGAAGAAGUUCAAGCUUUAUGUGGAGGACAACUGGAACAAGUGUGACAUGGUGGCCAUCUCUCUCUUUGUGGUGGGGGUGUCAUGCAGGAUGGCAAAUAGCACCUACGAGGCUUCACGUACAGUUCUUGCUUUGGACUUCAUGGUUUUCACCAUGAGGCUCAUUCACAUUUUUGCCAUCCACAAGCAACUCGGGCCCAAGAUCAUCAUUGUGGAGAGAAUGAUUAAAGAUGUGUUCUUCUUCCUCUUCUUCCUGACUGUGUGGCUGAUAGCGUAUGGAGUGACCACUCAGGCCCUCCUGCACCCCAAUGACCCACGCAUCGACUGGGUCUUCCGCAGAGCACUUUAUCGCCCUUAUCUCCAUAUAUUUGGACAGAUUCCUCUGGAAGAAAUCGAUGCGGCCAAGAUGACAGAUGGUAACUGCACUAAUGACGUGGAGGAGAUCAUUUCAGGCACUCUGCCACCCUGUCCAAAUAUCUAUGCCAACUGGCUGGUCAUACUGCUGCUUGUCAUCUAUUUGCUGGUCACGAAUGUGCUGCUGCUUAAUCUCCUUAUCGCCAUGUUCAGCUACACCUUCCAGGUAGUGCAGGAGAAUGCAGACAUCUUCUGGAAGUUUCAGCGUUAUAACCUUAUCGUUGAAUACCACAGCCGUCCUGCCCUGGCCCCACCCUUCAUCAUCAUCAGCCACAUCUCUCAGGCUCUCCUCAGCCUUGUUAAAACAACAGAAGCCAAGCAUGAUCUUUUGGAGAGGGAACUGCCAGUUGGCCUGGACCAGAAGCUAAUGACAUGGGAGACGGUGCAGAAGGAGAACUAUCUGGCUAAACUGGAGCGAGAGCAUAGGGAGAGCAGUGGAGAGAGACUGAGAUACACUUCCUCUAAGGUGCAGAGUUUGCUGAGGACUGUUGGGGUUUUGAAGGAGCAAGAAAAACGCAUGGCAACAGUAGAGACUGAGGUAAGGUAUUGUGGAGAGGUGCUGUCUUGGAUGGCAGAGUGUUUCAGCAAAAGUACUCUAAAGUGUGACAGAGAUGCACCUAAAAUCCCACGGUCAAUUGCCAGCUCCAGAAACCUACAACCUCAGGAAGCUAGGCGACAGCAGCCAUCAGGACAGUCAGCGUAUGGUGCAGAGAAGAAACUACCCUACAUUGAUCAGUGAUCAGACAAUAUUAUUAUGCAAAUGUUUUACAACAGAAAUAGGAUAAUUAAAGAUAAAAUGAAGUUGUGCAGAUUAUUAUUUUGAUUUUGCAGUGCUUCCAUCUGCAUUACAUUUUCUAAUGUUGUGUGCCUUCUUUUGUACCUAAAUAUUACUACAUCAUAAUUAUAAUGUAAUUUAUAAUGUUUGCUAUACAAUAAAAUAUGUAAUAAUUUUUA
Messenger RNA from Myxocyprinus asiaticus (Chinese sucker), 3916 nucleotides. Its product is annotated as transient receptor potential cation channel subfamily M member 5-like. The record is from RefSeq and is a predicted model, not a curated record. The transcript is spliced from 26 exons. Gene Ontology annotation, molecular function: calcium-activated cation channel activity; ligand-gated calcium channel activity. The coding region runs from base 63 to 3701 and encodes 1212 amino acids. Gene Ontology annotation, biological process: calcium ion transmembrane transport. NCBI's taxonomy places the organism in Eukaryota, Metazoa, Chordata, Actinopteri, Cypriniformes, Catostomidae. Gene Ontology annotation, cellular component: membrane.